Dermatophagoides pteronyssinus (European house dust mite) is the source of this 447-nucleotide messenger RNA. Its product is annotated as eukaryotic translation initiation factor 1-like. The record is from RefSeq and is a predicted model, not a curated record. Lineage: Eukaryota; Metazoa; Arthropoda; Arachnida; Sarcoptiformes; Pyroglyphidae.
AUGUAUAAAUUUCGUAAUUGUAUGUCAAAAAAAUAUAUCAAGCCGACUCAUAAAAAAGAGUUUGAUCAAAUUGUUCGCGAUGUUCGAGCCAUCGCAUUACCACAUAUAGACAAACGUGCAAGAAAAAUCUAUCUAAGUCAAGUUUCUUGGCUAAAAGAGAACAAACCAUUCACUAAUGUCGAGUACAAAAGAUACCAAUAUAUUAGAAUGCAGCAGCGUAACGGCCGCAAGUCUUGGACUUUAAUAACCGGUCUUGACGAACGUUUCGACCCCAAAAAAAUUUUGCGACAAAUGCAAAAAACAUUUUCUUGUAAUGGAACUGUUGUUGAAGAUAGUGAGCAUGGAUGUGUCAUUCAAUUACAAGGCGAUCAAAGAGAAUUGGUCGUACAGUUUUUGAAAGAGCAGGCUAUCUGCACUGGAGAUGAAAUCAGAAUGCAUGGAACAUAA